CCUGAUCAUUUGUAUUUCAGGUUGAUUAGAGAAGCUCAUAAGAAAGGCGCGAACAUUGUCCUCAUUCAGGAGCUAUUUGAGGGGCACUAUUUCUGUCAGGCUCAAAGGAUGGAUUUCUUUGGGCGUGCCAAGCCUUAUAAAGAGAACCCGACUAUAAUGAGAAUGCAAAAGCUUGCAAAGGAGUUGGAUGUUGUAAUACCUGUAAGUUUCUUUGAAGAAGCGGGCAAUGCUCAUUACAAUUCCGUGGCCAUUAUUGAUGCUGAUGGCACCGAUCUUGGCCUAUACCGCAAAUCACACAUUCCAGAUGGACCAGGUUAUCAAGAGAAAUUUUAUUUCAACCCGGGUGACACUGGAUUCAAGGCUUUCAAAACCAAGUAUGCAACAAUUGGUGUUGGAAUUUGUUGGGACCAGUGGUUUCCAGAGACCGCAAGGGCUAUGGUGCUACAGGGGGCGGAGAUAUUGUUCUAUCCCACUGCUAUUGGUUCUGAACCCCAGGAUAUGAACCUGGAUUCCCGCGAACACUGGAAGCGUGUCAUGCAAGGCCAUGCCGGUGCUAACUUGGUUCCUCUUGUUGCUUCUAACCGGAUAGGAAAGGAAACUGUCGAGACUGAGCAUGGGAACAGCACCAUAAAAUUCUACGGGAACUCAUUCAUCGCAGGGCCAACUGGAGAAAUCGUGAAGCUUGCAAAUGACAAAGACGAGGAGGUGCUCGUGGCAGAGUUUGACUUGGACGAGAUCAAAUCUACGAGACACGGCUGGGGGAUAUUCAGGGACAGGCGUCCUGAUCUAUACAAAGUGCUACUGACGUUGGAUGGCAAGACAUCAUCAUCAUCCUAGGUUCCACUUUUAUGAAGACGACAUGAACUCCAGAAUGCUAUACUGGGAAAACACAGGGUCCGUAAGUCUAGCUUCCCCCUGCAAAAGAUAUGGUUUGCCUCUUUGCAACGUAUCCCCGUGUUUGCGACUCGGUGAUUUUCCACCAAUAGAGCAUUAAUAAAAUACUGUCAUGUAAGAGAAUAUUUGCUCCUACAAGUAUGAAGAUGAGGGAUCAAAGCAAUAUAAUAAUGAUGCAUCGCAUUUAUUGAAACAUU
Messenger RNA from Triticum dicoccoides, 1091 nucleotides. RefSeq names its product N-carbamoylputrescine amidase. The record is from RefSeq and is a predicted model, not a curated record. The coding region runs from base 109 to 837 and encodes 242 amino acids. The transcript has 8 exons. Gene Ontology annotation, molecular function: N-carbamoylputrescine amidase activity. Lineage: Eukaryota; Viridiplantae; Streptophyta; Magnoliopsida; Poales; Poaceae.